CCUCAACGCCGCAAGCAAGCAAGCCAGCAAGAAGCAACCAAGCAAGCAAGUCAGUCCUGCCAAACUUGGCACACGACUUUGGAAGCAUGCCGCGGUGCACGUGGUGUGGUGUGCCAGUGCCACAGCUCACACGACAGUAUGGAACUGCCCUGAAGCUUGCGGACUGCGGGUCGUGCGGGCGGGUGGCGGAUCCACUGCUGGAGCGAGACGUUGUGUUCCUGUGGCUACACGCCCUGUUGCUGGACCUGCGUGUGUUUCGGCACUUGGUGCACAACAUACACCACCGCGGUGAUGCGCUCGCGCACAUGGGAUGGAAGACUUUGAUGCGUGUGCAGCUCUUCGUGCUGCUCAUCUCCGCUGCGUACCUAGAGCUCGUCAAGGAGCGAUCACCGCUGCGCCCAGCGCUGGAAAAGCUGGCAGCGCAGCAGCUCCCGCCCUUCCCAGAGUACCACCCGCUCAUGCUGCCCCUCGCCUCCGCCGCUGUGACGCAGUGCGUUGGCUGGGUCACGACAUGGCUCAUCCUGCACUGCCUCACCCGGCUUUCGUUGUCUCAUCCUCGCCCGCCGCACAAGACAGCGCCAGCACCACCAUCCUCGACAGCGCCGACGUUAGCAGCACAGCGUGCUCUCCUCGUGUUUCAGCUGUCCCAGCUCUGGCUGCCCAGCAUGGCCACCGUCUGUCUCUUCGCGCGCACCAUGCACACGACCGCAUUUCCCAGCGUCGUCUUUGGGUGGACGGCCACCUUCCUCCACCUCGUCCUCGCCGGCAUCUUGUUUCAUGUGACGGGAGACACUUCCCUCUACACUGGCUGGGCCGUGGCGUUGCUCCUCGUCUUAAUGACAGCCAUCACACACCAUCACGCCGCAAGCUGGUUGAACGAACUCGUCACAUAGCACGGACAAAAUGUGUGCGUGUGUGCGUGCGUGCGUGCGUGCGUGCAUGUGUGUGUGUGUGUGUGUGUGU
Molecule: messenger RNA, 963 nt
Organism: Salpingoeca rosetta
Lineage: Eukaryota; Choanoflagellata; Craspedida; Salpingoecidae
Exons: 3
Coding region: 87-893 (268 amino acids)
Biological process (GO): sterol metabolic process; regulation of plasma membrane sterol distribution; intracellular sterol transport
Cellular component (GO): cortical endoplasmic reticulum; Golgi apparatus
Source: RefSeq, a predicted model, not a curated record